AGCAUGAAAUGGUUUGUGUACACAAUAACGUUUGAACACUGAUGUUAAUAUUUAUCUUUGAAAAAGUCAAUAGUUUUAAGAAGAAAUUUCAUACGUGCUUACAAUAACAAAUAAACUUGACCCCUAUUCAUGCGUAUGUGAUAUGAAUCGGUAAAAUAAAAGCGAAGCAGGUACUUAAGCGCUCUGCCAUAAAUUCAAAUUUGUUGGUAGCAAAACCACGUUUUUACAGUUGAGACACGUGGAAUGUAUAGAUAUUCAACAAAAUAAUUAAAGGAGAUGGGAUAAACACAGUUUGCUGAGAUUGAAUACCAUAUAAUUCUAUUUAAACCCGUAGAAAAGGAGGAGCUCGGGUCAACGUUUUUCUUAUUGGAUAAUGAAUGGCUUUGGAAGGAAGAAAAGAAUGAAAAUAUUUGGAUAUACUAAUUAACUCCAGUAUACUUAAUACAAAAGAUUGACAAGUCUGUAAAGAAAAAGUUGAAAUGAGCUUUCUACGAUAUUCAGUCAAUAAUUUUGUAAACGAUAGUUAUAGUAUCUACCGACUUCUAUCUCUAUAAUCAUAUAGGAGAUGAAAGUCUGUCACAGCGUCGACAUUCCUUCAGAUGACCGAAACAUUGGCACAUAGUUAUACUUAUUCCUAUUGUUUGACAACAUGGACAAAACAUAGACAACUAUUAACGUGUGUAGAUACCGUAUUUUUAGCAAUGUGAACUCAUGGAACUAUUCCGAUUUAUUUUUAUUUUUUAUACCUAUCAUUCUCAAUGGAAAGAACAAUUAUUUAAUCAUUUGUGAGAUAAAUCGUGCUGGGUCAGGAAUGAUGUUAUUAACAAUUUGAAGCCUUCGUGCGGCUAUUGUUCUUUGCCAUGCUAUACAGAACUCUAGUGUUCUUUACGAUUCAUGUAUUCUGGACGAUAUGUGGAUCCCGUAGUAGGCUUUCGCUUUGGAUUGAUGAGAAACAAGUGAACAACAUUAUCGGAAUAGAUAUGGAAAUAUAUAUUAUUAGUGAUGGAAAGGUAGUGCCGUACUUACAACAUCCCGAAUUUGACAAAUUUGUUAUUCCUUCAAAAGUCGAUACUGUUAAUUUAACAUGGGAAGCUGGUCAUGAUACGUUUACUUAUUGGUUUGAUGAGCUAAGAACACUAGACGUUAAGUUAUUGUACACACCACUUCUAAGCAUUCCAACAUCUGGUGUAAUCCCCGCUGGACCAAGUAUUUUUCAAAUAUCCAUACCAUGUACGGGUAAGGAGGACGGUAUAUCAACGUUGAUAUUAGGACUACAAAUAUUCACCGACAAAGGUAGACCAAUUAAGGGAUCCCCUAUGAAGCUAACUUUGAAGAAAAAAUGUGAUGCUUUUGUGCCAUCAACUCGCUGUAAGUUUAAAUGUUUAAACGGAGGAUUCUGUAACCAUCUUGGUCUAUGUGAAUGUGCACAGGGCUUCCAUGGUCAAAGUUGUGAAAAAUCUCUCUGUGAUCCAAGUUGUGAAAAUAAUGGUACGUGCAUGUCUCCAGAAGUUUGUAUAUGCCCAGAUGGAUUUUCUGGCAAGAGGUGUGAACGAGCUUUAUGCCGAGAACCUUGCCAACAUGGGGGUCGGUGUAUACAAGAAGAUGUUUGCUGGUGUACCAAAGGAUAUAUGGGCAAUGCUUGCCAAUUCAGCAAAUGUCGGCCGGACUGUAAACAUGGAGGAAUUUGUGUAGGAAACAAUAAAUGUCAAUGUCCAGCUGCGUAUUCCGGUGCAAUAUGUGAGACGAGGGAAACUGAAAGACCGAGAAGGAGUAACCAAUGGAAACGGAAAAAGAAGAAAAAGAAACGGAAAAAUAGGAAAGGUCGUCCAAGAAAAAAGAGCCGAAAUAAAAAAGUCCGAAAGAAUUCUAAAAGAAGAAAUAGUAAAAAACGAAAAAGACGAAAAUCUCUAUUAGCUGAAGUGGAGAGAUUUUCAAGACGUCAACGAAAGAAAAAGGAUAGAGAAUUGAAAAAACAGUUAGACAAACUGAAAAAGAAAGAAAAACGGAGGAAAAGACGCAAAUUAUUUGUGCGGUGAAUGAAAUAAUGUACAUUGUAACUUCAGUGCUGUCUGGCAGAACAUCGAAUUAUUACAUCUCCACGGGGAUUGAUGAGGAUUGGAGCUGACACUAAGUUCUAUUAUGAAUGCACUUAAAAGAUGUUUUACAUGAAAUACAUUAGAUAGACGAUAAUCGAUUGCGUGCAUCGAUGCUUUAUUUUUACAUGUAUGCAGAUCUAGAGUGCGUUUAAAUGACACAUGCCGGCAAUAAGGUAGAAUCGAACCUGAAUAUUCAAAGAUUUCAUGUUAAAAAUUGCCUUUCAAAAAAGAAAUAUGAGAAUGUGAUCCCGAAAAAAACUAUUGAAGUCCAGAAUUUCGUGGAACAUAUUUCAUGAAGAAUCUUUAAUUUAUUAUGCUAGUGCAAAUGUAGAGAUAUUGUAUGGUAAAAUCUUGUCAUUGCAAUGAUAAGAAAGAAAAUUGCUAUGGUGUAUAUAUAUUGUAAUUUUGUUCAAGCAAAAGAUAUUUGUUAUACUGUUACGAAAUAGGGUGUGAUUUAUAGUUGUAAAUUUAUUAUGAAUGUUAAGAUCGAUCGAUGCAAGGAGAGUACUAUUUGUCUGUUGUAUACAAGAGUUGUUUAUUUUUGUUUUUGUUUAUAUUUAUUACAUGGAGUUAGACGGGUCUCAUAAACAAAGCUAUACAUAGUGUGUUCUUUGUGGGUUGUGAUUCAUAAAAGAAUGGAGUUUCUUGUUCUGUUUAUUUAUGUUAAGCUGAAUGUAAAAAUGAAAAUUUUAUGGCAUUAGAUGUAGGAUCUUAACACGACUGUCUAUAGAUAAAUGUUAUUUUCUGAAACAGUGAGUUACUGUAAAUAAAAGCAAACUAUUGUUAUUAAAAUGUUUCUAAUCUUGCAGGCGACAUUCGCUACAAAAUCGGACCAAUUAAGAAGCCAUAUAAUUAUCAACUGUUGUACAUUAGAUUUAUUUUGCGAUCUUAUAAUAGCGCUUCCAGAAGUUUAGCUAGUAUUUAAAAAUCAUUUAGUCCCGGUAUCGAUGAUGAGUUUAUUUUAAAAUAUUUAAAUUUAAAAAAAUAAAUCAAAAUAAGUAUUUUUAUUGUCUUCAAUUGGAUGUUGAGCCAAAACUAUCUCUAUCCCAUUUUUGGAAUAAAACAUCGGAUGUGGAUCCUAUAAUUUUACAUGAACAUUAAAAAUUUAUCUUAAUGUAUUUUUCUGGUAAUUAAAUUGUUAGUCAAUAUUAUAAUUUUUUUAAUGUAUUGAAACUUUUCGUUUUUUUUUUUCACAAUUCAUUAUGGGGAAACUGUUCAUUUCACUAUGCUACCUUCUUACCUCUUAAACAUGCGAAAUGUAAAGUUCUUAUAUGAAAAAAAAACAAGGAUCGUACAUGUAGUUGUGUUGGUCACCUGACUUUACUAACUUUAUCUAGGCAAAACCUUGUUUUUCUGUACAUUUUACCGCUUUGGGUGUCUAAAAAGAAAAUUGUGGUUAAAGAAUGCAACUUACAAAACUAUGGUGUAAUGUAAAUGCUAAUUUAUAAUGUUUUUUUGACAGUCACUAUAAAUAUUCAAAAACAGAUUAUUGUACUGAAUUUUUAAUGUCUCUGAUAUUAAUAAACGGUGGUAUGAUUGACAAUACAUUACAAAAAUGUAACAUUUUAAGUUCAU
Molecule: messenger RNA, 3671 nt
Organism: Mytilus trossulus (common blue mussel)
Lineage: Eukaryota; Metazoa; Mollusca; Bivalvia; Mytilida; Mytilidae
Product: wnt inhibitory factor 1-like
Exons: 10
Coding region: 861-2036 (391 amino acids)
Biological process (GO): anatomical structure development
Cellular component (GO): cell surface; extracellular region
Molecular function (GO): signaling receptor binding
Source: RefSeq, a predicted model, not a curated record